UCUGAGCUCGCCAAUCAUUCUAGCGAGUUUCCCCACUCUUUUUUUUCCUCUCCCUCUCUCUUCGCGUCGUUCCAUGUGCACCGAGCGCACGGCUCUCCUGAGCGGACACUGCAGGGGGAAGAAACGAACGAUCUCAUCAUGGAAUAGGAAUACUGCUGGACAAAACUGGGGAAAAACCUCAUAUCUUUCUUCUUUCCCCCCUUUCUGGCGCCUUUCCCCCCUCUUUCUCUGUCUCUCUUGCAUCUCCCCACUUUCUCUCUUUCCCGAUGUCUCUCAACAGUUUCUGAAAGGAUUAAAGCAAAGAAAAAUGAGGAUUAUUAUUUUUUCCUGGCACUUUCUCGGGCUGUAUUCCGCCCUGUGGGGACUGGCGACAGGGGCUUUCCCCAGCUCGGUGCAGAUAGGUGGGUUGUUCAUUAGGAAUACUGAUCAGGAGUAUACAGCGUUUCGGCUAGCUAUCUUCCUUCACAACACCAGCCCAAACGCUACGGAAGCGCCCUUUAACCUGGUCCCGCACGUCGACAAUAUAGAAACGGCCAACAGCUUCGCUGUCACCAAUGCAUUCUGUUCCCAGUAUUCCAGGGGGGUCUUUGCCAUCUUCGGCCUUUACGACAAGCGCUCGGUGAACACGCUGACGUCGUUCUGUGGGGCCCUGCACAUCAGCCUGGUGACGCCCAGUUUCCCCACAGAAGGAGAGGGCCAGUUCACCCUGCAGCUGCGGCCGUCCAUCAGAGGGGCUCUACUUUCGCUGCUGGACCACUACGAUUGGAGCCGAUUUGUCUUCCUCUACGACACAGACAGAGGUUAUGCAAUACUGCAGGCAAUUAUGGAGAGAGCAGGGCAGAACGGAUGGCAGGUGAGCGCUAUCUGUGUCGAGAGUUUCAAUGAGGCAGCGUACCGACGACUUUUAGAAGACCUGGACAGACGCCAGGAGAGGAAAUAUGUCAUUGACCUUGAGCCUGAGAGACUACAAAACAUCCUCGAACAGGCUGUCAGCGUGGGAAAACAUGUAAAAGGUUACCAUUACAUCAUAGCAAACCUGGGUUUUAAGGACAUAUCUCUGGAGAGGUUCAUGCACGGCGGAGCCAAUGUGACUGGUUUCCAGCUGGUGGACUUCAGCAGAGCUAUCGUUAUUAAAUUGAUGCAACGCUGGAACAAACUGGAUCAGAGAGAGUACCCCGGAUCUGAAAGCCCACCUAAGUAUACCUCGUCUCUAACAUAUGAUGGCGUCCUUGUAAUGGCCGAGGCCUUCCGCACCCUUCGGCGCCAGAAAAUUGAUAUUAGUCGUCGUGGUAACGCUGGGGACUGCCUUGCCAAUCCAGCUGCUCCCUGGAACCAAGGAAUAGAUAUGGAGCGUGCUCUCAAACAGGUGCGCAUUCAAGGCCUGACGGGGAAUAUUCAGUUUGAUCACUAUGGUCGGAGGGUCAACUACACUAUGGACGUGUUUGAACUGAAGAGCAACGGACCACGCAAGAUUGGCUACUGGAACGACAUAGACAAACUUGUGUUGGUCCAGACUGAAAGUACUCUAUCCAAUGACAGCACAGCUAUGGAGAACCGGACGGUAGUCGUGACGACCAUCAUGGAGGGUCCCUAUGUGAUGCUGAAGAAAAACUGGGAACUUUAUGAGGGAAAUGACCAGUUCGAGGGAUACUGUGUGGACUUGGCCUCUGAGAUCGCCAAACACAUCGGAAUCAAAUACAAGAUAUCCAUCGUACCGGACGGGAAAUACGGAGCCAGAGAUCCAGACACGAAGAUAUGGAAUGGCAUGGUGGGAGAACUUGUGUAUGGGAAGGCAGAAAUUGCAGUGGCCCCACUGACCAUCACUCUGGUGAGAGAAGAGGUGAUCGACUUCUCGAAGCCCUUCAUGUCUCUGGGAAUCUCCAUCAUGAUCAAAAAGCCGCAGAAAUCCAAACCAGGAGUUUUCUCCUUCCUGGACCCACUGGCCUACGAGAUCUGGAUGUGCAUAGUGUUCGCUUACAUCGGAGUCAGUGUUGUGCUCUUUUUGGUGAGUCGCUUCAGCCCGUAUGAGUGGCAUGCCGAAGAGCCAGAGGAGGGUACAACCGAGCAGGGCCCCACUGACCAACCUCCCAACGAGUUUGGCAUCUUCAACUCCCUCUGGUUCUCCCUGGGAGCCUUCAUGCAACAGGGCUGCGACAUCUCGCCAAGGUAA
Molecule: messenger RNA, 2170 nt
Organism: Labrus bergylta (ballan wrasse)
Lineage: Eukaryota; Metazoa; Chordata; Actinopteri; Labriformes; Labridae
Source: RefSeq, a predicted model, not a curated record